Molecule: messenger RNA, 329 nt
Organism: Funneliformis mosseae
Lineage: Eukaryota; Fungi; Glomeromycota; Glomeromycetes; Glomerales; Glomeraceae
Source: the annotation of a GenBank genome assembly
AUUAAGAACAAGGAAUGUAAUUAAACCAAUUCCUCUAACCACUCCAAUGAAUAUCGAAGAAGGAACUUCAACUUCAAAGGAUAAGAAACCUCGAAGAAAAAUACCACGUACUCCCUCUGCUGUUGACCAACUAGCUUCUUAUAAUGUCGCUGAAGAUAUUCUCAACUUACCAUCAUCUGCAAAACUUGGACAAUGGUUAAAAUACCCAGAUCAAAGGAGAAAUUUAGCUAAUGCUUUAAAACGAGCUAUUAUCAAAGAAACUAAUAAUGUUGACCUUGAUAACGAAUACGUAAAUGAUAAUGACGAUAUGCCUACAACUGCUAUUAAAU